[Torrubiella] hemipterigena is the source of this 3756-nucleotide messenger RNA. The record is from the annotation of a GenBank genome assembly. Lineage: Eukaryota; Fungi; Ascomycota; Sordariomycetes; Hypocreales; Clavicipitaceae.
CGCCGCCAAAGGACUGACGCACACACACGAACUUGUCUUCUCCAACUUCAACGCCAGUGACAGGGAAGAUCACAGGGACACAGAUCACAGGGAAAGUCACAGGAACACGCUAGUUCAGCCCAAUUUCUCCCAUCCUAUAUUUUGCCAGACUUGACUCAUCUUUCGUUGCCUCAAACAUUCGACUCUACAACAGACGUCGCUUGUCAGGCACCACCACAACAGCACACACUGCUGCUUUCCAUCCCCUCCUCGACCCCAAUUGACUUCAAUCACAAUCGCAAUGCUGUCUCGUUGCUUGCGCCAGCAGCAGUCUGCUGCCUGGUCUAAGACCAUUGCUUCUACGCGAACCAAUGGCCGCCUCUUUUCUACCUCCGUCGCCCGCCGUGCCGAUGAACAGCUCAACAAAGUCUCCUCCAAGAUCACACAACCCAAGUCCCAGGGUGCCUCACAGGCCAUGCUUUACGCCACGGGUCUGACCGAGCAGGACAUGAACAAGGCCCAAGUCGGUAUCUCGUCUGUCUGGUUUGAAGGCAACCCUUGCAACAUGCAUUUGCUUGACCUCUCAAAGAUUGUGCGCGACUCUGUUAACAAGGCCGGACUUGUCCCCUAUCGCUUUAACACUAUUGGUGUCUCAGACGGUAUCUCCAUGGGUACUUCGGGCAUGCGCUACUCUCUGCAAAGUCGUGAAGUCAUCGCCGACUCGAUCGAGACCGUUAUGAAUGGCCAGUGGUACGAUGCCAACAUCAGCUUGCCCGGCUGCGACAAGAACAUGCCUGGUGUUGCCAUUGCUAUGGGCCGUGUCAACCGCCCUAGCAUCAUGGUCUACGGUGGCAGCAUCAAGCCCGGCUGUACCAAGACCGGCGAGGUCAUUGACAUUGUCUCUGCUUUCCAGUCUUACGGCCAGUACAUUGCUGGUGACAUUACUGAGGAGCAGCGCUUCGAUAUUAUCCGCCACGCUUGCCCUGGCAAGGGUGCCUGUGGUGGCAUGUACACUGCCAACACCAUGGCCACUGCUAUUGAGACCAUGGGUCUUACUCUUCCUGGCAGCUCCAGCAACCUUGCAGACAGCCCGGAGAAGGUUGCUGAAUGCGAGAGCGUUGGCAGUGCCAUUAGAAACCUGCUCAAGGAGGAUAUCCGCCCUCGUGACAUUCUUACACGCCAGGCUUUUGAGAAUGCCAUGAUUGUCACCACCAUCCUCGGCGGCAGCACCAACGCCGUCCUCCAUCUCCUCGCCAUUGCCGAUGCUGUCGGUGUCAAGCUUACCAUCGAAGAUUUCCAGGCCGUCUCCGACCGCGUCCCCUUCCUUGCCGACCUUAAGCCCUCGGGCAAGUACGUCAUGGCCGAUGUCCACGCUCUCGGUGGCACACCUGCCCUGCUCAAGUACCUCAUCAAGGAGGGUUUCAUUGACGGCUCGGGUAUCACCGUCACCGGUAAGACUAUGAAGCAGAACGUUGAGACCGCCAGAGACUUCCCCGCCGACCAAGACGUCAUCCGCCCCGUCAGCAACCCCAUCAAGCCCACCGGCCACAUCCAGAUCCUUCGCGGCUCCCUCGCCCCCGGUGGCUCCGUUGGUAAGAUCACCGGCAAGGAGGGCCUCAGCUUCACUGGCAAGGCCCGCGUCUACGACUGUGAGGACGACUUCAUCAACAGCCUUGAGCGCAACGAGAUCAAGAAGGGCGAGAAGACCGUCGUCAUCAUCCGCUACGAAGGACCCAAGGGUGGCCCCGGCAUGCCUGAAAUGCUCAAGCCCUCCUCUGCAAUCAUGGGUGCUGGUCUUGGCAACGACGUUGCUCUGCUCACUGACGGCCGUUUCUCUGGUGGUUCCCACGGUUUCCUCAUUGGCCACAUCGUCCCCGAAGCCAUGGAGGGUGGCCCCAUUGCCCUUGUUGAGGACGGCGAUGCCAUUGUUAUCGACACCGAGGCCCGCGUGAUUGAUUUGCAAGUCUCUGAUGAGGUCUUGGCUAAGCGCAAGGCCGCCUGGAAGGCCCCUCCUCUGCGUUACGCUAAGGGUACUCUUAAGAAGUACGCCCGCCUCGUCAGCGAUGCCAGCCACGGCUGUGUCACUGAUGGCAUCAGAGAAUAAGCAGAAUAAGCAUAAACACAUACAAAAAAAGAAUAAAAUUGAGGAAGGCACAGGAGGAUGGAUCCAGAAGAACGCUCAGCUUUCAGCUAAACGGAAUGGAGGUUGUAUAUACCACGUAGUCGGGGACGAAAAAGGUCAAGGCGAAAUGUUUGGUUAUCAGCUCACAAGACAGCAGAUUGAAAUGGUGUCAUACUAAUAUAAAUAUACAAUUUGUUUCAAAACAAAAGUUCUCUAAUGUCGAUAGCAGUAGCAAGGGUAUUUCGCAAUCGCACACGCGCAUUACACUCUCCGCCCCUAACCUUCCCAUAUUACAGUACUGGUCAUUCUGUCACUAUUUUCCAUUGGAUCCCAGUUCCCCAAUGCGCCAUCCCUCCCUAUAAUGCAAAGAAAACAAGCAAGGAAAGCAAUAGAGUCUGCUAUUACGCCUUCUUGCUGUUGAUGGCUUGGACAAACGCAGCCUUGUCCUGGAGGGUCAAGCCCACGCGCUUGACUCUUCCAAGACGAGCCAAUGCCUCUGCUAUACGGUCGAGAACCUUUUGCUCCUCGCUUGUCAUGCCGCCAGCUCUGUUUCGCAAGCCACUAGAUCCGUUCUCCGAUAUACUGGGAGCGUUGGCUUUUGCGGCGGCUGUAUUGGUCGUGGCCUCGGCGAUACGGACUCGAACAAGGCUGGUCGGGCGCGAAAGCAGGUUCCAGAGAAACGAGACCCAUCUGCCAGGGACAGGUGUUGUAACAUCGCCGGGUGUGUAACGCAAGCUAACGGGGAAGAUAGGCGUAUCGGCCGGAGUGUCAAGCAGGCUAAGGCUGAAAGGCAAGAUACCCUUACCGUUAGUCGUGCUUCCUUCGGGGAAGAUGGCAAUAGGGCGGUCAGGAUACUCGUGGAGCAGGUCAGAUAUAUGUACAAGCUGCGAUUCGUCAGGCGCGGAGGUGUAAACAGGCGAAAGAGCCAUGACAACAGCCUGGAGGAGGCCGAUGCGCUGGACCUUUCUUGUUCCGGGAUACGAGAUGGUAAAGAUCGGGUCGAAGACAGCAGCGAGGUACACGGCGUCGAUAGGGCUCGUAAAGUUUGCGGCAAUGACUGUGCCUCCGUGUGGGAAUCGUUGGGGCGGCUGAUCGGCCAGUGUGCCUCGCUUGACACCGUCGAGCUGCAAGUCCACCCACCAGAUGCCGGGGAUGGCCAUCAUGGCCCACAGUGCAAUCUUUCGCGCGGCAACGGGGAGUGGGAGGUAUUGGAAGAUGAGGAAGUAGCUGAGAGCGAGAGUGAAGAAGAAUGGUAGUCGGAAGAGGAAGAUGACGCAGUGAGUGAUGGCGGUGAUGGCGGACAGAGGAGUCGUGACUGGGAGGAAAGGAGAGAUGCCGGUGGCUGCGAGAAAAAGAAGCGACUUUAGCGACUAGUCCGGCUCGUUACGGGGUGUAAUUGUGAUUACCUCUAUCACGGUACUGGCUGUACUUUUCCAUUGUGGGCAGUUGGCCAGUGGGAAGCUUUGCUGCUUGCUAUUUUCUUGGUGUUUGGUGGGAAGAGCCCGGACGAAGCUGGAGUGUCGUCGAUGCUGGCUGCGCUGAUGGCGACUUUGCUGACGAGAGGGGGGGAAUAUUGUGGUGCUGAAUGGCGAUGGCCAAAAUGAAGAGAGUCGAUGGACGCCGCGAGUGCGGUUCAAAUCGGGGAGCUGCCUCGA